Vigna angularis (adzuki bean) is the source of this 1089-nucleotide messenger RNA. RefSeq names its product ras-related protein RABA1f. Gene Ontology annotation, cellular component: endosome. The coding region runs from base 268 to 924 and encodes 218 amino acids. The record is from RefSeq and is a predicted model, not a curated record. NCBI's taxonomy places the organism in Eukaryota, Viridiplantae, Streptophyta, Magnoliopsida, Fabales, Fabaceae. The transcript is spliced from 2 exons. Gene Ontology annotation, molecular function: GTP binding; GTPase activity.
UUACAGUUAACCAGACUGUCAUCAUUCCCUUUAAACAAUCUGCCAAGAAAGAAACCCACAUUUCCAGCUUCGCAACAAUGAUCUUGUUACCAAUAGUUGUUGCAAAUCUGGAUUUUAAAACAAAGUAUCUUUCUUUGAUAAUAAAUAUAGAUUCGCCGCAACCCAUUUGAAUAUCUGAUAGAAGGGGCGUACCAAAAUCAGUUUAUUUUCCCUUGAUUUAGUCUGCAGCAAACCCCAAAGAGAAAAAAGGGUGUGCGUGUAGUGCUAAUGGGGGCGUAUAGAGCUGAUGAGGAUUACGAUUACCUAUUCAAGAUUGUUCUGAUUGGGGACUCUGGCGUUGGAAAAUCCAACAUUUUGUCGAGGUUCACCAAGAAUGAAUUCUGCGUUCUAUCAAAGUCUACGAUUGGGGUUGAGUUUGCAACCAGAAGCAUUAGGGUGGAUGAUAAGGUUCUCAAAGCUCAGAUUUGGGACACUGCUGGCCAGGAAAGGUACCGAUCGAUCACAAGUGCAUAUUAUCGAGGAGCUGUUGGUGCACUGUUAGUAUAUGAUGUUACCCGGCAUGCUACAUUUGAGAAUGUGGAGAGAUGGUUCAAGGAGCUCAGAGAUCACACGGAUAACAAAAUUGUUGUUAUGGUUGUUGGGAACAAAGCAGACUUGAACCAUCUGCGAGCAGUUUCCGCCGAAGAUGCUAGAACUUUUGCAGCACGGGAAAGAACUUUUUUCAUGGAAACCUCUGCCCUCGACUCCACGAACGUUGAAAAUGCCUUCACAGAACUGCUCACACAGAUCUACCAUGUUGUAAGCACGAAAGCCCUUGAAAUCGGCGAUGAUCCAGCAGCAUUACCAAAAGGACAGACCAUAAAUGUUGGGUCUCGUUAUUAUUAUGUAUCAGAUGAGAAGCAGAAUGGAUGCUGUUCUACUUGAGCAUGCAGCAAAAGCCUCUGUAUUUUUACUUUAAACCUAUGUAGAGUCCAGCCUUAAAAAUGGUUGUCCAGAGAAAAUUGCAAUCUCAACUUUCUACUUUGCUAAGUAGAGAAAUCUGUUCAUUGAGUGUCAAAUGUUAAGGAAACAUGCACUUAUAUUUUCCUU